CCUCGGAACACAAUCUCUGUCGUAGGGGGUUUUAUUUUUUUAUAUAAAAUUCACUACUUUCUGUCUUUUUGUUAUCUCCUCCGCCUCUCCUCAAUACAACACUGCUUUAAUUUUAUAUAUGUACCACUGCAUUUCACUGCCUAAUAUUCCUUCGCUUACUACACUCAUGUUGCCGUUUUCUGCGGAGGCGCCCACUAUGAAGACAUGCACUGCCAACCUCCCUAUUGCCUGCUCUUAUUUUCUCCUUUUCCUCCUUUCACUCCCGCUCUUCUUCUUGCCCAUCACCGACUGUCAGCUUCUGGAAUCAUGUUCCACUGCCACGGACUGUGGGGCUGGUCUUUACUGUGGCAACUGCCCUUCACUUGGGAAAACUCAACCUUUCUGCAUCAGGGGCCAAGCUACAACACCAACUUCCAUUAUCAGUGGGCUGCCCUUUAAUAAGUACUCCUGGCUGAUGACUCAUAAUGCCUUUUCCAUUGUGGAUGCGCCGUCAUUGACCGGUGCUCAGAGAAUCACUUUCUACAAUCAGGAAGACUCUGUUACCAAUCAAUUGAGGAAUGGAGUGAGGGGAUUCAUGCUGGAUAUGUAUGAUUUCGAGAAUGAUAUCUGGCUCUGCCAUUCAUUUCGUGGCCAAUGCUACAAUUUCACUGCCUUUGAACCCGCAAUUAAUACAUUGAGAGAAAUUGAAGCAUUCUUGACCCAGAAUCCUUCAGAGAUUGUUACCAUCAUAAUUGAGGAUUAUGUUCAUACACCGAAAGGAUUGACAAAGGUGUUCACUGAUUCUGGUUUGGACAAGUAUUGGUAUCCGGUUGCCAAGAUGCCAAAGAAGGGUGAGGAUUGGCCAACUGUUAACAGCAUGGUGCAAAAUAAUUAUCGGUUACUGGUUUUCACAUCGGAUUCUUCAAAAGAGGGGACUGAAGGAAUUGCGUAUCAGUGGAGGUACAUGGUGGAAAAUGAGCCUGGAGAUCCCGGAGUUGUGCCUGGUUCGUGCCCAAACAGAAAGGAAUCAAAACCACUGAAUUCAAGAAGUGCCUCUCUAUUUCUCAUGAACUACUUUCCAACAAUUCCCGUUCAAAAUGAAGCUUGCAAAGAGCAUUCUAUGCCGCUUGCUGAUAUGAUUGCAACCUGUUACAAAUCUGCAGGAAAUCAGAUUCCAAAUUUUUUGGCAGUGAACUUUUACAUGAGAAGUGAUGGAGGAGGUGUUUUUGAUUAUUUGGAUCGAAUGAAUGGCCAGACAUUGUGUGGAUGUAGUACUAUCUCUGCUUGCCAGCCUGGAGCAACCUUUGGAAGUUGCAGACCCAUUACUCCAGCUAACACAACUCCCACAGCCACCGGGACUGCUGGAAGCUUCACUGGGUCCGUUCAGUUAACAGGAGAUGCUUCAGUGACCAAUAUUCUUGGCAUGUUAGUUCUGUGCUUGUUACCAUUCCUCGUAUCCUUUACUUUGUUGUAAUGAGAAUUGGAAAUAGAAAGCCAUUGAUGUUGAUAACGAGUCGAACCUGGGGAAUCACCUUCCAAUGUCAUAGUCUCCAAAAGUUUUGGAUUUAGAAUAGGUGAGUGAAAUUUGGUUUGAGAUAGAAAGGUCAAGUAUGUUAGGUAGACAUGGAAAGUUACUAUAUUUAUAGCGGACACUGAGGAUUUAGCACAGGAAAUUGCAACAGAGAGCAAUCACCACGAAAGGGUUUGAUUAUUAUGUGGUCCUGGUGUGUCAUUUUACUUACCUUUCAAUGAAGAAAGGUGUGGACUCGACCAUAUUUGAUCCCCAUCUUUCCUCUUGGUU
Sesamum indicum (sesame) is the source of this 1780-nucleotide messenger RNA. RefSeq names its product PLC-like phosphodiesterases superfamily protein. NCBI's taxonomy places the organism in Eukaryota, Viridiplantae, Streptophyta, Magnoliopsida, Lamiales, Pedaliaceae. Gene Ontology annotation, biological process: lipid metabolic process. Gene Ontology annotation, molecular function: phosphoric diester hydrolase activity. The record is from RefSeq and is a predicted model, not a curated record.